UGGGAUGAGCAAUCCGAGUUCCCGGAUGAGGGAACAUUCUGCAGUAUAAAGGGAGCGGGGAAGGCGGGAGACAGCGCAGUUUGAAUCGCGGUGCGACGAAGGAGUAGGCGGCGGGCUCUCGCUGGGUGUCUGACUAGUCCUUUCUCUGCCCUGCUUGUUUGAGCUUCAGCAGAAUUCGAAAUGGCUGGCGGUAAGGCUGGGAAGGACUCCGGAAAGGCCAAGACAAAGGCGGUUUCCCGCUCGCAGAGAGCCGGUUUGCAGUUCCCGGUGGGUCGUAUCCAUCGACAUCUGAAAUCUAGGACGACCAGCCAUGGACGUGUGGGCGCUACUGCCGCUGUGUACAGCGCAGCCAUCCUGGAGUACCUCACCGCAGAGGUACUUGAAUUGGCAGGAAAUGCAUCAAAAGACUUGAAGGUAAAGCGUAUUACCCCUCGUCACUUGCAACUUGCUAUUCGUGGAGAUGAAGAAUUGGACUCUCUCAUCAAGGCUACAAUUGCUGGUGGUGGUGUUAUUCCACACAUCCACAAAUCUCUGAUUGGGAAGAAAGGACAACAGAAGACUGUCUAAAGGAUGCCUGGAUUCCUUAUUAUCUCAGGACUCUAAAUAAAUACUCUAACAGCUGUCCAGUGUUGGUGAUUCCAGUGGACUGUAUCUCUGUGAAAAACACAAUUUUGCCUUUUUGUAAUUCUAUUUGAGCAAGUUGGAAGUUUAAUUAGCUUUCCAACCAACCAAAUUUCUGCAUUUGAGUCUUAACCAUAUUUAAGUGUUACUGUGGCUUCAAAGAAGCUAUUGAUUCUGAAGUAGUGGGUUUUGAUUGAGUUGACUGUUUUUUAAAAACUGUUUGGAUUUUAAUUGUGAUGCAGAAGUUAUAGUAACAAACAUUUGGUUUUUGUACAGACAUUAUUUCCACUCCGGUGGAUAAGCUCAAUAAAGGUCAUAUCCCAAACAA
Camelus dromedarius (Arabian camel) is the source of this 949-nucleotide messenger RNA. Its product is annotated as histone H2A.Z. Gene Ontology annotation, biological process: heterochromatin formation. Gene Ontology annotation, cellular component: nucleosome; chromatin. The record is from RefSeq and is a predicted model, not a curated record. Gene Ontology annotation, molecular function: structural constituent of chromatin; DNA binding; protein heterodimerization activity. Bases 181 to 567 code for a protein of 128 amino acids. The transcript has 5 exons. NCBI's taxonomy places the organism in Eukaryota, Metazoa, Chordata, Mammalia, Artiodactyla, Camelidae.